Messenger RNA from Acanthoscelides obtectus, 2075 nucleotides. The record is from the annotation of a GenBank genome assembly. Lineage: Eukaryota; Metazoa; Arthropoda; Insecta; Coleoptera; Chrysomelidae.
CCAACACAGAACCAUCCAAUGGAUAUAAUCUGGAAACAUAGAAGCAGAUGGCGCCAGCUGGAUUGACUGUCAUAUCUAAGAACAUAUGUGGCAGAAUAGCUGACAAAUACGUAGAAUACGAUACAGUGAUUAUUAUAAUCGAUCUGAUUUUACUUAAUACAGGAGCUUAUAGACAUAUUCUGUUCAACACAGAAUUCAAGAACUUCUGGAAGUUGUCAAUAGUCCUUCUAGUGGUUGAGUCUUACUCUAGUUGGGUGAUGUUCAACAAAAACGAAGCUGCUGGUCAAUAUAAUAUAACUGAACCAAACCUUCCUGAUCCUACAAUAUAUCUUGACAGUUUAGAAUUCUAUAAAUUCUGCCUUAAUAUAACACUGAGUGAAGUCAGUUUUGUACUCAUGAUUUACCUACUAACAAGCCUCUGUAGCAGCGUUACUGCCAUUGAGAAGACAUCCUUAAUAAAAAUAAGCAAAGCUAUAACAUUGUCAAGCGCUGGGAUGUUUCUGCUGCUGCCUUCAUUGAUUUGGGACCUACAAGUUCACGAAUACCAUUUGCAGUUUAUUUCACUCUAUACAACUCUUUCACAACUUAUUGCUCACAAAGCCCUUUGUAGCUGUGGGAAGAUAUGGAGUCUCAUUGUGAUAUUCUCAUCAUAUCUUGUGAAAUUGUAUGUGGUGGAGAGGAAUGCAAGAUUGUUGGAGUACCUGUCACAGUGACAAGAUACUUCAAAGGGGAUGGAUUUUUUCAAUGGCAGGAGAAAGAAGGAGUUCUUACCAUAAUGGAGUUUGGAUAUGGGAUGACCAUACAAAUGGUCUGGUAUAUGCAAGGGAUCUCAAAGAUGUCCUGCAUUUACAAACUAGUGGUACUUUGGGUGUUUCAUCACAGACUCCUGCUCCAGUAUCAAAUUUCAAAGAGACUCUUGGGCAGAUGUCUCAGCUGAACUUCCGAAAGUUCUACCAAAGGAAAGUCAAGCUGAAUGAAAAAGAUGUUGUCACCCUGCAGGACAUUAAAGAUGUGGCAAUCUAUACUUACACCGUCUCUCAUUUGAGUUUGGAGUUCAUCAGCUACUUUCACACCAAAGCCAUGGAUAACUAUCUGCGAUCUCUGAUAGUCUAUUUCCAGUUUUAUUUCCAGAUAUGGAACAAACUCCAAGCAAGACGUGCAGAGGGCGCUCGCAAGCUGCGGCAACCAGUGGUUAACACCUUAGAGGACGAAAUUAGAGACGAUCUUUCAGAUCUUCGAGCGAUAGUAGCCAGAAACUAUGCUGUGUUGACGCUGGGCAUUGGAGACGCAAAGCAGUUCCAUCAUAUGAACAACAGGAACAACGUUUCUCUGAGCGACAAGGACAGAAGGAUCUUUGAGACAUUCGUCGUUAUGUCAGAAAGAGUGGUGUACGUUGCUUUGACAAGGAAGUAUCUCAGUUUGAUAGAGAAAGAACUCAAUAGAAUGCUUAGAACAGAUAACUUCAAUCCGAUAAUGCGACAUCAAAAUAUAGCCUAUGUAGCUACUCCUGAAGAGGAAAGAAUACUGUUGGGAAAGGUGUGUGCCACAGAAUGUAAGCUGUACCAGAGAUCUCCUGUCAUCCAGGAACUGAUCUUGGACCAGCACGAUUACAGAAUGCUGGCGAUCGGUGUAGCAGAUAUGGGACAAUAUGACAAUCGACAGAACUAUCUAGAAAUCGCAUAUGCUGCACCAGAAGAGUUACUAGAACCAUUGGGGGUUCCAGUGGGAAUACUUGGGAUACCUCGCAAGUAUUUUGACGCUACACUAAAGCCGAGAGAGUUAUCUACAACUAGACGAGAUUCAAUUAUGAAACCAAUCCCAGAGUUCUUAAUUCCGAAGAGAAAAGUAUUCCAGGAGACAAUUUGUGAGACAUUGCCAGAAAAACGUUGUCAAUUCCAAGAGACCAAGGAAACAAAAGAAAACAGAAAACGUCAAUGCAAGAUGUGGAGAGAAUACAUCGAAAAUCAUGGAACCUUAUUAGCCAUAUUAACCGCUCCAUCUGAAAUGUCUACAUCUGCUAUUACCCUCUCCCUUAAAUAAAUAUACGAGAAUGCAAGAUAAGGUUGUUUCACUUU